AAUUUAGAGCGAACAGCAUAGCUAAAAAAAGGCGGCUUGUGACUCUGAAAGGAAAUCCAACAAUUUGACACAUAUUAGAAGGUGGGAGAAUAAAAGCCUUAAAUUCCAAUUAUAGCUCAUUCACAAGCCACCAACCUGCUUUCCCAUGGAACAACCUCGGGGAGACAUUGAACCAGAGUUCAAUCUAAGGGAAUGGGCUCGCAAGGCUCGAAUCAGUAGGGAAAAUACCACUUCAAGAAGGUUCUCAGCAUCAAACAUCAGAAGAGAAGACACAAGGUCUUUUAGAUCAAACAUCACCAUCUCUAGCACUGCUUCUUCUCCUGGAUACACCUUAAGAGAUGAGAUCGACCCUGCAACAUACUCAUUCACCAGUGCUCUCAAAGCGUUGCAGGCAAGGUCGGGCUACGGUUGGGAGUGCUCAUCACCAGAUGGGUUUGCUUUAAAUUCCAAGUGGAAUGAAGCAGAGAAAUAUAUCUGCAACCCACUCUCAGGGGAGGUUCCAAUGGAGUGUCUGUCUGCAAAAACACUCAGUGGGCGAUCCUUUCGGAACUUCACAAACAGAAUUACAAUGUCUGCGCCUCUUAUUUACCCUUCCCAGCCGCGACAACCCCAAACAAAUCAUUUUGCAGCUGCUCCUACAACACAGGAAAACUUUGUCCAAUUUCCUAUUCAAGAGAAGAAAAUGGAGGGCAUGACCAGAGAUGUGGGAACCCAAAGCACACCACCUGAUCGUAGUUCAAGUAGUCCUAGCCCCACUUCCACCCCUUCCAUCAUAGAAAGAUCAUUACAGCGAUGUCGAGCAGAAGGCGGAGAAUCACCCAACUCUAAUGCCAAAUUGAAAUCUGAGGAAGAGCCCUAGAAACAAGGUGUUUAGUAUGAAGAUUUUCUGCCAAACCGUUGGCUUGGCUUGACAAAAACUUGUCAAGUUGGUAACAUGGUGUGUCUGCGGAUGGGACAAACCAGAUUUCAUGGUCCUGAUAGGUGUCCAGUAGAGGGUAGUGGCCUUACAAGGUGGGGGACUGAUAUAAUUGCACCCUAUAGCUUUCAUGGGCAUAUGCAGGCUAGGUAUAUAUGCUCCACAGAAGCCAUAAAGUGAAUUAGCCAAAACAGCCUGAUCUCCAGCACAAAGUCACAUAAUCUUGUGCCUGUUUGGGCUUCUGAGAAAGGUUUUUUUUUUCUGGCAAUAAAGCAUUUUCCCAGAUGAAAAAACAGUGUCCAAACAAUGUUAUCAACUUUUCCCUAACCUUUUCUUGAAUCAUUUAUGAACUCUUUUUAUGCUUUCCCUUUUCUUCUGUUUGUUCUUUUGUGGAGUCACUGAAGAUGCCUCAGUGGCAAUGCAGUAGAAAAGAUUCUUCACUCUUCUUUCUUUUUCUUUCUCUUAUGCUUUUGGGUUAUGGGAGGGUUCCCAAUGAUUAUGCUUUAUGACUGGUUUCCUCUUCUUUUUGGGAAAAUGGCCAUGUGUUUCAGGGCUGUUAAUUAAAUGUUAUCCUGCAAUCUAUUAUUGCAGGGGCUAAUUUUGCUGCUUUCAUGCAUAAUCCAAUUUCCAAUUUUUGUGCCUUGAAUGGUACUAGUCAAAAUAAAAUUACCUCUCUUGCAAUAAGCCAAUUAAGAAGAAUCUAUUUUCAUAUGGUGGACCGCCGUAUAUGCUUCUCCAAAAACUGAAACAUUUAUGUCCUGCAUGUACACAAAUGGAUUACGGUGUUGAGUUUUACUCUGCCUUCAAAUUGUGCUCCUUGACAGUCUCUGGUACUAUGAACUGGCUGGUCCCCUUUCUCCUCUCUCUUUUGUACAAGAUAAACCUAACUUCUUGUUUCAAAAUUCACUCCUGCACUUGAACCAAACCCUCAAUCUGGAUUUCUGCUACACAAUUUAUAGGCUUUGCACACUGCCCCUCAUUGACCAGCAAUUACCCAACAUGAAGGAACCAGUCCCAAGGUGUUUACUCCAUUAAAGCUAUCCUCUUUUCCAGUAUUUUACCACAUGACUCUGAUGCAAAUGUAAUCACAAAUUGCUUCUUUUUG
This is a messenger RNA of Vitis riparia (riverbank grape), 2021 nucleotides long. RefSeq lists its product as uncharacterized. The transcript has 5 exons. The coding region runs from base 146 to 859 and encodes 237 amino acids. Lineage: Eukaryota; Viridiplantae; Streptophyta; Magnoliopsida; Vitales; Vitaceae. The record is from RefSeq and is a predicted model, not a curated record.